AAUGUUUGUAAGUGGCAUGCUAAUGAGUUUGUAGGAGUGUCUUCCGCGAUCUCAUUAAUCUCUGGCGCUUAUAAAUUCUCCCAGUUAACUACGCAGACGCAGUCACCGCUCCAGGGAUAUACAGUAUCUCUCUCUCUAUGACUCUGUAACUCUGUCUCUCUCAACUCACCGACUUUCCAUCCCAAAAGCGCCACAACGCCAGGCUCCACGACUCUAACCAUGACUUCCCACUUGCCGGGUCUACUCCUCGUGGCGUUGCUGUUCGUGAGCGAAGGGCACAGCAUCAAAUGCUACUCAUGCCGCACGAACAUCAACAAUACGGUGUGCAAUGAGGGCGGUGCCAUUCAGUGUUCCGGAAACUCGCAUGAUGCCUGCGCGACAAUAACCAUCCAACAGGGCUCCACCUACCUCCUCACCAAGAAGUGCAUGAACUUUGAAGAAUGCAAAGCCAUAAAUAUAUACGACUUCAACGGUCGCGUGACGAUCUUGUGCUGCCAGACCAACGGCUGCAAUUUCAACGCCGCCCCUCGCCCGGUGGGCGCAGCUCACGUGACCCUGGCCCUGCUGGGCGUGGCCAUCAGCGCCGUGGUCAGCAGGGCUCUGGUGUAGGUCGUGACGUCACAGCCGCACCCCCCACCCCCACCCACAUGUGCCUGGGUUCUGUCCAAUCGCUUUUGCCCUUCCACUCGGUCGUCUCACGACGCUUGCACCAGUGGAGCUGUGCAACGUUAAAAUCGUCAAGAUUGUUGCGUUACGCUGCUAAAGAAGUUCAAUGUACGUGUGAACAUACACAGAGACAAGUAGACUCGUCACGCAGAAACCUACAGACUCACCACAUAGCGAUCCAUAGACUCAUUACGCAGAUACCCAAGUCGUGAAUGAUAUAUCAUCAUUUAUCGAGAGCCAGACAGUGGAUCCUGCAUGGCAGAAGAGAAUGGAAAGGUCUUUAACCUUGAUUUGGAACAGGUCACGGAGGGUGUUCAGAGAGUUUGCGGAUGAUUGGGGGGUGAAAGGAAGUCCUAUACUCAAGGGUGGAGGUGGUGGGUGGGGUAGCAGAUUUGCAUGACCCUUAUCAAUGGCAUGUACAAGGUACUGCUCGAUUUACCGAAUGGCAUUCGUUUCUCAAACAUCUAAAAAACAGACUCACGAGCAUAACUAAAUUUGUCAUUCGCAACGGCUUUACCCGUUUGGUUUAAUACUAAAACUUCGGGGAAGCGUAUCGGACAGUCAUUACAACUCGAAAAAAACAUUUUCAACACACCUUUGUCACUUUUCAGGGUGCAAAAAACGUGUAAUAACAUUAUUAUUGAACGUGAAUAUUAAAACGAUUGAAUAAUAAUACAUUUGAAAUAACUAAUAUGUAUGUUGGAAUGACUGGAGAGGGUGAUGUGGAGAUGUUACCGUUGCACUGUAUAGGGACACCAUAAUACUGUCGCGGAUCGGAAUCUUUAUUUAGACGGGAGGGGGAGGAAAUCUGAUGACCUACGAAGCUCUUUGUCGCAGAUUUUCGAUGAUGUAGUCUCCCCGGUGGCAUUCUCGUUAGAUGGGCGACUGCCGUAGGAAAUUCUAUUACGCAGAAAUUCGAUUUAGUUGAUUGUACCACAGUGGCUAGGGAGCUGAUAACUUCCUCGCCUGGUAUACAGGAGGUCGUGAGUUCGAUCCCCAUCCUGACAUUGCGUGCUGCUGUCUUUGUAGUUUGCGUGUCAAUCUCUCUGUGUUCCUCCGAUUUUUCAUCUUCACAUUUAGAAUCAACAUCACUACGCAUUCAGGGCUAUUUGCCUGCUGCUAGACAUUUCUACGUGAUGACGAUAAUAAUGAUAUCAUGAUACUUGGUUGUGCUGCCAUCGUAUGUGAUGGCCCAGAUCGCUUCUGAAAGAGCUACACCAGCUCAUUAGUGGUGACUUACACCUGGUUAAAAUCUCUAUUAAAGGGAAAUUUGCGAAUGUGACUGUUCGAAAUGUUUAGCAUACUUCCCAACGUGCAACAAACUUAAAAUUUCGCAUGUCGGUAGCUUCCAGAAUGUACACAAUUGAAAAGUAUAAAAAAUAGACUUUUGUGUUGGGUUUUUUUGGGGGGGAGGCGCAAUAAUGGAUAUAUUUUGCAAGGCAAGUGAGC
This is a messenger RNA of Petromyzon marinus (sea lamprey), 2115 nucleotides long. Its product is annotated as prostate and testis expressed protein 3-like. The record is from RefSeq and is a predicted model, not a curated record. Lineage: Eukaryota; Metazoa; Chordata; Hyperoartia; Petromyzontiformes; Petromyzontidae.